AUGUCACAAAACGGCGACAACAUCUCCAGCGAAAUGAAAGCGGUCCCUACAGAGUCAGUGUCCACCAUUGACAGGACUGGCUCAGAGAUCGCCAGUCAACGGCAAGACGAUGCGCUCGAUUUUCUCAAACAGCACAAAGGCGAGGUCCAGGCAGAGAACCCCAAUAGUUCGUCUUUGGCCAGAUCUCUUCGUAAACGGAUUGAUCUUCGAUUGAUGCCGUUCCUGUGCGCAUGCUAUACCCUGAACUUUAUUGACAAAGUUCUUCUCAACUAUGCCAAAAUCAUGGGCUUGGAAGCCUCCUUGCAUCUGGCGGGCAACGACUAUUCCAACGCAUCUUCAGCCUUUUACAUUGCCGUUCUGCUGUUUUCACUCCCCAACAUGUGGCUGCUCAACCGCGUCCCAGUCGCCAAGUGUCUGGCCGUGAACCUGAUCGGAUGGGGUCUCUGCUCCGCCUGUCAUGCCGCCAUUCGCAACAAUGCCGGGCUUGUGGCGGUUCGCGUUCUCAGUGGUGCCUUUGAGUCUGGUAUUCCGCCCGCCUUGAUGCUCCUGAGCAGCCAGUACUUUACCUACAGCGAGCAGGCACCGCGAUUCGCGUACUGGUACAUGGGCAUGGGUAACGGCCAGAUUCUGGGAGCUCUCAUCUCUUUUGGUUUCCAGCACAUGUCGCCCACGGCUCCCCUAUCUAGCUGGAAGACCAUGUUCCUGGUUCUCGGUCUAGUCACCAUGACUGUCGGUCUGCUCGUCUUGCUCUUUGUUCCCGACUCACCAAUGAAGGCCAAGUUUCUAUCAAAUACUGAGAAGAUUGCUCUACUUGAGCACAUCAAAGUGAAUCAGACUGGCAUUGACAGCCGGAAAUUCCACCCCGGUCAACUCCUAGAGGGACUGCUCGAUCCAGGCUGCUGGGGCAUAUUCUUGUUGAUUCUUUUGCAAUCAUCUGGUUCCGGUGUUGUCACUGCCUAUUCUGCCACCAUCCUUACUUCCUUUGGCUACACGCCCAAGCAGGCUGCCCUCCUCAACAUUCCCUCGGGAGUUGUCAAUAUCAUCUGGACACUCAGCGCCGCAGUGAUCGUCCGAUAUCACGGUAGACGAUGGCUGAUCAACGUAGGAGCAGGUACAGUCGCGACCAUGGCCGCAGCACUGCUAUCAUUCCUGCCCAAGACCAACAGGCCUGGCCUCCUGGCUGGAAUGUAUCUAAUCAAUGUCCUUCCUGGUGCUUCCAACAUUGCCUUUCAGUGGCUCACUUGCAACACCGCUGGACACACCAAGAGGACCUACGCUACGGCUGGCAUGAAUGCUGCAUUCGCCAUAGGCAACAUUAUUGGGCCUCUGACCUUUAGAGCCAAAGAUGCCCCCCAGUUCAAACCGGCUAAGCUGACGCUGGUCAUCAUGUGGGCUGUAUCCAUCUUGGUCAGCGCAUGUUGUGCAUUUUAUUAUCACUGGAUGAACAAGUCCAGGACGAGAACUAUUGAGGUCGUAGAAGACGAGGUUGAAGCCAGCAAGGCAUAUGCAGGAUUGACCGACAAGGAGAACAAGAGUUUUGUCUAUCGCCUGUAG
Messenger RNA from Pestalotiopsis fici W106-1, 1554 nucleotides. RefSeq lists its product as uncharacterized. Bases 1 to 1554 code for a protein of 517 amino acids. Lineage: Eukaryota; Fungi; Ascomycota; Sordariomycetes; Amphisphaeriales; Sporocadaceae. Gene Ontology annotation, cellular component: membrane. The record is from RefSeq and is a predicted model, not a curated record. Gene Ontology annotation, biological process: transmembrane transport. Gene Ontology annotation, molecular function: transmembrane transporter activity. The transcript is spliced from 3 exons.